CUGCCGGUUUGGGGCUCCGGGACGUCGGCGGGCUGCGGCAGGAGGGACGCUGCCGCCGGGCCGAGCGGCGGGAUGGCGGACGCGUCGCUCCGGUACUUCUGGGAGCAGGGGAGGGUCAGCCGGAUGGACGCCGCCGAGGUCAGCUGGACCCACGCUGCCAACAGCAGAGCCCGGCUGAUGGAGGCGCUCACAGGUGGGUGCCAGCCGGCGUCCACACCGCCCGAGCCCGAGCCCAAAACCCUGAGCCCGAGCCCAUAUAGUCCCCGGCCCAAUCCCGGUCCCUGCCACAUGAUAGAAGCUGACGUCAUCCUGAGGGGCUGUGAGCCCACAGAACCCGUCAUGGCUCAUCCCCCUGACACGGACAGCGAUAUCACGCUCAGGGAGUGGCUGGAGGGGGUGAGGGAGCACAAGAAGGGAAUAAAACUGGACUUCAAGAGCCUGGAGGCCGUGGCGCCGUCCCUCCCGCUGCUGACCGAGCUGCUGGCCGAGCAGAAGCUGCCCGUCUGGAUCAACGCAGACGUCCUUUGUGGCCCCGGGGGCCGGGCCCGGCCUCUGGAGCCCGCGGCUUUCCUCUCGGCUCAGGGGGGCCCAGUGACAGUGAAGGGGUCUUGGUUGACCGGUGGCCCUCGUGUGUGUGCAGGUUACAGCUGGGAGGAGGUGCACAGGAUGGAGGAGGUGUGCGAAAGCCUCCCGAACCCGGUGACUUUCCCGGUGCGCGCCGCCCUGCUGGCGGAGUCCUUCUCCCAGCUGUCCUGGCUGCUGCAACAGUCCCCCAGGUACACUCUGACGGUGUGGACGGGGGAAAAGGAUGACUUUGCCCUCCGGGACCUGCUGCCCUACAGACAGGAGUUCCACCUGAGCAGGAUCUACUACGACCUACCCGACCCCGUAAGAACCCAGCUGGGGAUGGCGUCACGACACCAGAGCACCGACGUCUGA
Molecule: messenger RNA, 939 nt
Organism: Menidia menidia (Atlantic silverside)
Lineage: Eukaryota; Metazoa; Chordata; Actinopteri; Atheriniformes; Atherinopsidae
Source: the annotation of a GenBank genome assembly